Molecule: messenger RNA, 2657 nt
Organism: Stegostoma tigrinum
Lineage: Eukaryota; Metazoa; Chordata; Chondrichthyes; Orectolobiformes; Stegostomatidae
Gene: rnf6
Product: ring finger protein (C3H2C3 type) 6
Exons: 3
Biological process (GO): ubiquitin-dependent protein catabolic process; positive regulation of DNA-templated transcription; protein ubiquitination
Cellular component (GO): nucleoplasm; cytoplasm
Molecular function (GO): ubiquitin protein ligase activity
Source: RefSeq, a predicted model, not a curated record
AUCCCCAGCACCAUGGACCUUCCUAAUCGUGCCAGUCAUAGAGGAGAUCAGCAGUCGCCCAUAGAAAACUUAAACCGCAGCGAAGAUGAGCGCAGCCGACAGUUGGAGCGCCUGAGUCGAGAGGAAGCAUACUACCAGUUUAUUAAUGACCUGAGUGAGGAGGACUACCGACUUAUGAGAGACAGCAACCUUCUUGGCACUCCAGGUGAAAUUACAGCAGAAGAGCUGCAACAGCGUUUGGAUGGUGCAAAGGAGCAAUUAACAUCACAAAAUGCUGUUGGAAACUAUGAACCUGAACAAAGGCAGAACCAAGGCUCUGACACACCAGGGGAAAGUUCCAGUAGCGAUUCCCUUCUUGAGUGGCUAAACACAUUCAGGCGUACAGGAAAUGCCACCCGCAGUGGACAAAGUGGAAACCAGACAUGGAGAGCUGUUAGUCGGACAAACCCCAACAGUGGCGAGUUUCGCUUCAGCUUGGAAAUUAAUAUUAAUCAUGAGCAUGAUGCUGGCAACGGUCAGUCUUUGGACCCGUCUACGCUAGAAAAUCGGGACAGAAAUGUAGAAGAUGCUCGACUGCUAAGUUUAUUGACUCCUGUUGCUAGUCGUACAAGAAGUCGCACUCGAGCCCACGUGCAAGUGACCAAUUUUGGAGGCACAGUGAGAGUUGAAGAACUUGGAGCCGCGCAAGUUAGUCCACCUUUCACUCAAAGGAGUUUCAGAAGUGCAACUAUUGACAGAAUCACAGGUAGGCUAAGGCCCAGGCGACCAAGCAUGAACCGACAAGCUGUUUUAAGUGCAGCAGUUGACCGACAAGUAGGAAGACGAAGAGCAGGACGGCAUAGUGUUAGAAGAUUGCAGGGAGACAAUCAGGAACGUCAAAGUGACCCUGCACAGUUACAAAGUCAUAGUGUUCCAACUAGUGUGAGAGAGAGUCGUGCACGCCGGCACAUGGAGCAACGUAGAUCUUCCAGGAAUUUUCAAAACCGACGGAGUCGUUCACCCUUGCAUAGAACAAGUGUUCCUGUAAAUUUUUUGGAUAGGUCUUUAUCCCACCAGGAGGAUUAUUUACAACCAAGACAAAGCACAAGGAGGCAACGGACAACGGACCAAUCCACCAUGACGACUGAGGAACUGCAGGCUGUCAGCAGCAAUCCUUCCUUGCAAUCAAUGGGUGGUGGAAUAAUUAGACAACAAGUUGUGGACGAGGGGGAUGUAAACCAUCCCAGUGGAUCCUCUGUAGCUGUUCGAAGGCACCCAACUAUUAUGUUAGAUCUUCAGGUGAGAAGGAUACGUCCUGGAGAAAGUAGAGAUCGUGACAGUAUUGCUAACAGAACUCGAUCUCGUGUCCGAAUGGCAGAAAAUACAGUGACCUUUGAAAGUGACAGUGGUGGUUUCCGCCGUACUAUCUCACGGUCUGAACUUGCAGGUAUUAGGACUUACGUUAGCACUAUCCGUAUACCUCUACGCAGGAUAUCUGAAACUGGGCUUGGAGAGCCAUCAUCCAUAGCCUUGAGGUCAAUACUUCGUCAGAUUAUGACAGGAUUCGGUGAACUAAGCUCUCUAAUGGAGAAUGAUUCCGAUUCUGAACUUAACCAAAGAGUUCAGCAGGACCAGUCUGAGAGGUCUGAUUCAGUAAGCUCGCAGAUCAGUCCUAACAGCAGUCUCUUGAAUUUAAAUAAUCAGUCAACUAACUUAUUAACAGGGGACCGAUCAGAAAGUGAGCAAAUGAAUGAAAGCAUGCAGAAUGAAACCCUUGACAAUGCUGCUGGAAGCCAAGAGACACGACCAAGUCGAGACACAAACAGUUUAGUGGAAAAUGGUACCCUGCCAAUCUUGCGGCUUGCGCACUUCUUUUUGCUGAAUGAUGAUGAUGAAGAUGAGCGCCAGAGGGGUUUGACCAAAGAACAAAUAGACAAUCUUUUGACUCGGAAUUAUGGAAACAUUAGUGCAGAAAAUGAAGUCAGCAAAACCUGCAGUGUAUGUAUUAAUGAUUAUGCAGUUGGGAACAAGCUUAGAAGGCUGCCUUGUGCACAUGAAUUUCAUAUUCAUUGCAUCGACCGUUGGCUUUCUGAAAACUCUACCUGCCCUAUUUGUCGACAACCUAUUUUGGGCUCCAGUAAUUGAUUUGAGAGGGAGUAUACAAGCACCCUGUCCAUUUUUGGAACCUUUAAGCACUAAAAGCCUGAGUUAUAGGAAUUUGUAAAACAAAUGUUAUAGAUUCUAUUAUAGAACCAUGAAAUACAUUCUUAUUGCUUCUUGCUGAAGCUUUAUUUUUUUAGACUUUUUUUUUGUUGAGCUGAGCACUUUGUCAUUGGAUUGAUUGGAACUGAAAAGUGAGCCAAGCAGAAGUAUAUAAUUGUACAUGAUUAAUCAUAUCUAAUACAUUUGUAGAUGCAAUUAUGGAUUAUAGUGUGCUGUUUUUGUUACAAGAUAACAGUGCAAAUUAACAUAAGGCAAUUGUUGUUCAGAUCUGACUAAUAGUACAAAUCAUCUGAGUAGAGUUAAAUUGCCCUUGAUCAUUGUUUAUGAUAUACAACAUGAAACUUUACAGAUUGAUAAAAUGAGCUUGGUAUUCUGCAAAUAAAAAAAACACAUUUGCAAUUAAAUAGACUGACUUUUGUGCCGAAUUACAAUGAGACUUCUGAUAUUUACCAUUG